Cornus florida is the source of this 2960-nucleotide messenger RNA. Its product is annotated as probable galactinol--sucrose galactosyltransferase 2. Lineage: Eukaryota; Viridiplantae; Streptophyta; Magnoliopsida; Cornales; Cornaceae. Bases 265 to 2580 code for a protein of 771 amino acids. The record is from RefSeq and is a predicted model, not a curated record. Gene Ontology annotation, molecular function: raffinose alpha-galactosidase activity. The transcript has 14 exons.
CUUCUACCAUUCAUCCUUGUGUUUGAUCAUUGUCUUUCAUUAGUACUAUUUGCCUUCGUUGCGUUUCUAUUCUCUCUUAGAAGUUUGCAUUCCUUUUCUGGAUUGCACUUCUUCUCACUAAUUUCUAGCUGUUUCUCUCUCUAUACAUUUAGCUUAUAUAAAUAUAUCCGAGUUUUGUUUCAUCAGAGCUUCCACGAGAGAUUUUGUCUUUGAGUCGGCUACAUAUACAGAGCUUAUUGUAAGCCCAUAGUAAGGUGUGCAAAGAUGACGGUUACACCGAUAAUCUCCGUCAAUGAUGGGAACCUUGUGGCUCAUGGGAAAACCAUACUAACGGGAGUUCCUGACAACAUUGUUUUGACUCCGGGAUCUGGUGGUGGACUUGCUGCCGGUUCAUUUAUCGGUGCCACGGCGUCAGAUAGCAAAAGCCUUCAUGUCUUCCCUGUGGGAGUGUUAGAGGGUCUCCGAUUCGUGUGUUGUUUCCGUUUUAAGCUAUGGUGGAUGACUCAAAGAAUGGGGACAUGUGGGAAAGAUAUUCCUUUGGAGACCCAAUUCAUGCUCGUUGAGAGCAAAGACGUCUCUGAAGGGGAACAAGAUGAUGCCCCAACCAUCUACACAGUCUUCCUCCCUCUCCUUGAGGGCCAGUUCCGAGCUGUUCUCCAAGGCAACGAGAGGAAUGAACUUGAGAUUUGCCUCGAGAGUGGAGAUGAUGCUGUCAAAACCAACCAAGGGCUUUACCUUGUGUACAUGCAUGCUGGGACCAAUCCCUUUGAAGUCAUCAACCAGGCUGUUAAAGAGGCAGAGAAACACAUGCAAACUUUUGUUCACCGAGAGAAGAAAAAGUUGCCCUCUUUCCUUGACUGGUUUGGCUGGUGUACAUGGGAUGCUUUUUACACUGAUGUUACAGCCGAGGGCGUUGAACAGGGCCUUAAAAGCUUGUCAGAGGGAGGGACUCCUCCUCGGUUCCUAAUUAUAGAUGAUGGCUGGCAACAGAUUGGUAGCGAAGCCAAGGACUCAAAUUGUGUUGUACAAGAAGGAGCACAAUUUGCUAACAGACUGACAGGAAUAAAGGAGAAUGCCAAAUUUCAAAAGAAUGGAGAGAACAAUGACAAGGCACCAGGCCUCAAGCACGUUGUAGAUGAAGCCAAGCAGCACCACAACGUUAAGAAUGUGUAUGUAUGGCAUGCUCUAGCAGGGUACUGGGGCGGAGUAAAACCAGCAGCUACUGGCAUGGAACACUAUGACACUGCUUUGGCAUACCCAGUUCAGUCUCCAGGUGUACUGGGCAACCAACCGGACAUUGUCAUGGACAGUCUUGCCGUUCAUGGCCUGGGCCUGGUGCAUCCAAAGAAGGUAUUCAACUUCUACGACGAGCUUCAUGCCUACCUAGCUUCCUGUGGAGUAGAUGGAGUCAAAGUUGAUGUGCAAAACAUUAUUGAGACCCUUGGUGCCGGCCACGGUGGCAGAGUUUCUCUCACUCGUGCCUACCAUCAGGCCCUGGAAGCUUCCAUUGCGCGGAACUUUCCUGACAAUGGAUGCAUUGCUUGCAUGUGCCACAAUACCGACGGGAUCUAUAGUGCCAAGCAGACUUCUGUAGUGAGGGCUUCUGAUGAUUUUUACCCUCAUGAUCCUGCUUCUCACACUAUCCAUAUCUCAUCAGUGGCUUACAACACUCUGUUCCUGGGAGAAUUCAUGCAACCUGAUUGGGAUAUGUUUCAUAGUUUACAUCCUGCUGCAGAGUAUCAUGCUGCUGCUCGAACAGUUGGAGGAUGUGCAAUUUACGUCAGUGACAAGCCUGGCAACCACAACUUUGAGCUUUUGAAGAAGCUGGUCCUCCCUGAUGGAUCGGUGCUCCGUGCAGAAUUACCUGGCAGGCCAACUCGUGAUUGUCUUUUCGCUGAUCCAGCAAGAGAUGGGACCAGCUUGCUUAAAAUAUGGAAUGCCAAUAAAUGCACUGGUGUGGUUGGUGUUUUCAACUGUCAAGGUGCUGGUUGGUGCAAGAUCGAGAAGAAAACUAAAAUCCAUGAUGCAUCUCCCAGCACCCUCAGUGGCUCUGUGCAGGCCACCGACGUUGAUGUUCUGCCCCAGGUUGCUGGCCCAGAUUGGAAUGGUGAAAGUGUAGUUUUUUGCCACAGAUCAGGGGAAGUAAUUAGAUUACCAAAAGAUGCCUCACUGCCUGUGACACUUAAAGUUCUAGAGUAUGAACUCUACCAUUUCUGUCCCCUGAAGGAAAUUACAAAGAACAUCUCCUUUGCACCAAUUGGUUUGCUCGACAUGCUCAACACCAGUGGUGCUGUGGAGCAGUUUGAAGUGCAUUUGGCUCCAGACAAAAAACCCGAGUCGUUUGAUGGAGACGUUAUUUCUGAGCCAUCCAGUGAAGGCCUAUCUCCGUCGGCAACUAUUGCACUCAAAGUCAGGGGAUGUGGCCGGUUUGGCGCUUACUCUUCUCAGUGUCCCCUGAAAUGCACUGUGGAUAAUGCUAGCACCGACUUCACUUACGACACUGCUACCGGAUUACUGACCCUGAGCAUUCCUGUAACGGAGGAGGAGUUCUACAGAUGGACCGUUGAAAUCGAAGUUUAAUUAGUUUGAAGAGUAGAAAAAUCGAAGUUUAAUUAGUCUGCAGAGUAGAAAAAUUAGUGUAGCAGCAAAAUGUUGUCACCACUGUUUAGGUGCUUAGAGUAUGUAGGAGUCUAUUAUAGCUUAAAGUGAUGGGUGGUUGUGAAAUCGAAGUUUAAUUAGUUUGCAGAGUAGCAAAAUUAUUGUAGUAGCAAAAUGUUGUCACCAUUGUGAAGGUGGUUAAGAGUAUGUAGGAGUCGAUUAGCUUAAAGUGAGGGGUGGUUGUGAUUUCAGAUGAUCUUUUUGUAUUGCAGAGAGGAAGUGAUGGAGACUUUCCAUUGUGGUUCUGUAUUGGUUUCCAUUUCUCUGUAAUAAAGCUCUACCUGUUUGUUCUCUUUUGAUCA